This is a messenger RNA of Verruconis gallopava, 759 nucleotides long. RefSeq lists its product as uncharacterized. Bases 1 to 759 code for a protein of 252 amino acids. The record is from RefSeq and is a predicted model, not a curated record. NCBI's taxonomy places the organism in Eukaryota, Fungi, Ascomycota, Dothideomycetes, Venturiales, Sympoventuriaceae. Gene Ontology annotation, cellular component: extracellular region. The transcript has 3 exons.
AUGCUUACCAUGAUUUUUUUUGGCAUAUUAGCUGCGGCAUGCGCCUUUCCUCAACACUGGGGGAAGAUAUCUGCGGGUUCGAUUGAAUUUCACGGAAUCUACCCCAGUUUCCCGGGCGCGCAAUCCCCGGCAACAAGUAUUCAGCCUAUUUCAUCUUUCACCCAAUUGUAUGAGACUACUAGUGCUGCCUUUCAUACAGCUGUUUCCUCAUCUUCCCCUGCCAGCGCGCCCCCGACAGGCUAUUCUGCCACGGUGGUCGCACAUCACAACGCGCACCGAACCAAUCAUUCGGCUCCGGAGAUCGCCUGGGACGAUGGGCUCGCCGCAACUGCUCAGAAGAUUGCAGAGUCUUGCACGUAUGCCCAUGAUACAAGCAUCGAUGGUGGAGGUUAUGGCCAGAACAUAGCUGCUGGAACCCAAAGCAGUGAGAUCGGUUCCGUGAUUACUGACAUAUUUUACAACAAUGAAGUGUCAAACUUCGAAGGUCUUUAUGGCGAAGCCACUCCAAGCAGUAUAGACGACGAAGCCGCCUUCAACAGCUGGGGCCAUUUUACUCAACUUGUCUGGGCCAGUUCGAAUUAUGUCGGGUGUGCUACGGUAGACUGCAGUGCAAGUGGCCUUGCAAACACUGGUAGUUUCGUGCCCCCGUACUUCACAGUUUGUAAUUAUAAGCCAGCUGGCAAUCUUCUUGACCAGUUCAACACCAACGUGCGCGAAUCUCUUAACCGGCCUUCCAUCUCCGGAGAUAGCCAGUUUUAG